Messenger RNA from Cotesia glomerata, 3328 nucleotides. RefSeq names its product zinc finger protein 665-like. The record is from RefSeq and is a predicted model, not a curated record. Gene Ontology annotation, molecular function: RNA polymerase II cis-regulatory region sequence-specific DNA binding; DNA-binding transcription factor activity, RNA polymerase II-specific; zinc ion binding. Gene Ontology annotation, biological process: regulation of transcription by RNA polymerase II. Lineage: Eukaryota; Metazoa; Arthropoda; Insecta; Hymenoptera; Braconidae. The transcript is spliced from 3 exons. Gene Ontology annotation, cellular component: nucleus. Bases 367 to 2787 code for a protein of 806 amino acids.
UUUUUUUUUUUCAAUGAAAUAAAAAGAUUGUUCUCAACUUGCAAGAGUUUAUUCGCGUACAAUUCGAUCGUGUUUCAGUUCACGGUUGCUCAAGAAAAAAAAAUAAAGAAAAAAAACAUUGAGGCUCAGGGAAGCCAUUGAACAAAGAAACGAACCAAUAUUUUUUGGAUGUGAAUUGACAAUGGAGUCAACUAUUAAUGUGAUGUUGAAAAUUAAUUGAAUAUUAUGGUAAUCUUCAAUGUAAAUGAUUGAGUUACUAAACAAAAAGUACCACGAGAUGUAACACAAGUACAUCACUAAUUGGAUUAUCAACAUUUGUGGGUAUGAAUAUCAGGUAAAAUAGAUAUUUUAAUAAAAAAUAUCAUAAUGACCGAGUGCUACCUGGAUUUCGAUAGAGUUUGUAGAAUAUGUUUAACAGAAUCAACAAAUUUAACAUCAUUGUAUUGUAAUGAUUCGGUACCAGGUGUAUUUCCAAGUUUAUCACAGCGUAUAUCAACAUGUGGGGCUAUUGAGCUUAAUGAAAGAGACGGAUUACCAUCGUUAAUUUGUGAGAAUUGUAUUUAUAAAGCAAGUGUAGCUCAUGAUUUUCGUGAACAGUGUCAGAAUUCAGAUGCACGAUUACGUUUAUGUUACGAUAAACCAGCUCGUCUACAAUCAAAUUUGCAGGACUCCAGUACGCAAACAGAAAUUGAAGAGAGAACGAUGGCUAAAAAUGUAAAUUCAAAUUAUUUUGUAAAACAAGAAAUUCAAGGGUUUAAUCAAGAUUUAAAUACAAUAGGUGUUUACCAAAAUCCCCAAGUUGAAGUUACAAGCAAUCAAAUAGUUACUGACGAUAAAUUAUUCCUAUGUAAUAUUGACUACCAAACGAAAGAAUUAGAAAAACAGCCAGUGCUUGAAUCGACUCAGCAUCAAAAUCAGCAGCACCAACACCAACACCAACUCCAACAUCAACAUCAAGAACUCGAUCAUCAAGAUAUUCAACAUCAAGUAUUAAUACCAGAGCAGCAACAAGUUUCUAUAGCAGUCGCGAUUGAAACAGGGCAACGAUUACCAAAUUCUGUUACAAUGGCUGAAAUGAAACCAGUGGUUGCACAAUACGUGGACAACGAAUUGUUGGUUAAUAACGAUGACAGUGUUGAAGACGAAGAUCUUGAGGAUGAAGAAGAAGAAACUGAAAUUCCAGGCGACGGAUUUAACAAAGAGCAAGAUAUUUCGAUUGAUUUACACGAACCUAAGUGGGAAGAAGAAUCAGAGGAAUUAGUGCCCAGCAAAAGAUUGACGCGCAAGGCUAAGGAUAUUGCCGGUAAAUCAUACAGCGUUGAUGAAAUUGACGAAGAUUUACCUGAUAAUAACGAUGACGACGACGAUGAGCCGAAAUUCAAGUGUAAAGUUUGUUCAAAACGAUACAACACAUCGAAAGGCUUGAAAAAUCAUGCCCAAGUUCAUGAUAAAAAACACAAAUGCCACGUGUGUUUAAAGUCAUUUUACAACCUUGAGAAUAUGGAAAAACAUGUAAAAAUUCAUGAAACUAAGCCUCAUGCGUGUCAACUGUGCCAUACAUGUUUUGCUAAGCCGCAAAGCUUGGUUCGGCAUCUCAAGAGUCAUUCGGAUAAAAUUCAGGGUAGCAAUAAUAAUAAUAUAAAAAGCAAUGAAAACGGAACAAUAACGAUCGUAAGAACUGAAGAUACCGAGGAUGACGAUGACGAUCGUGACGGUUUUCAGACAAAUGAAACCGAUGAAUUCGACAGUGCGCCUGGUCUGUACAAGUGCAGUGAAUGCAAUCAGUUUUGUUCGACUUUGAAGAAUCUCAAAAGACAUUCAUUGAUUCACGGUGAUAAAAAAUAUUCCUGUACGGUUUGUAAAAAAUAUUUCUUCCGACCAGAUACACUGAAGAAACAUGCUGAAAAACAUGGUCAUGGUUUACUGGACAAUUUGUCAGACGAGAACAAAUUGUAUGAGUCCGAUGACGAGACAUUCAAUCGCAGUAAUACGCUGGCUAAUAAUAUCAACGGCAAUGGGACCAAUGAUACUGAUAAUAAAAAAAUUGACAGUGAUGAAGACGGUUCUGGGGAGUACAAGUGUCAGCAUUGCGACAAAGUUAUGGCAACUAAAAAAGGAUUAAGACGGCAUGUGUCGAUGCAUAAGCCAAAAGCAGAGCCAGUAACCUGUGAAAUUUGUAAAAAAGUGUGUGCUAGUCAAGCUAGACUGGUUCUUCAUCAAAAAACACACAGUAAACCUAAGGAAAAAGUACCGCGGGAAUAUCUCUGUCAUAUAUGCAGUAAAGUAUACCCAAGCAAUUCAUCACUGACCUAUCACAUGAGGACACAUACUGGAGUAAAACCGCAUGUGUGUCAAACAUGUAACAGCGGUUUUACAACAACGACCAGUCUCGCUAAUCACAUUCGAAUCCAUACUGGUGAUAAACCCUUCGUUUGCCACGUAUGUAGUGCUGCAUUUGCUGUAAGCUCGGCCUUCAGACGUCACUUAACUCGUCAUACCGGAGAAGCCAAUUAUCUUUGUAAAACUUGCGGCAAGGCAUUCAAAAGACUCAGCACACUGAAGGAACAUACCUACACCCAUUCGGGAGAAAAACCUUAUGUUUGUAAAACAUGUGGUGCUGCUUACAGCCACAGUGGAAGUUUAUUUGCUCAUCAAAAACGUUGCAGAGUACAGUAUGGUGAAAUGGUUACUUCUGAGAAUAAUCAUUCGCAUGUACCACAUCAUAUUCACGUUAAUAAUGUACAGACAGCGGUCAGAUCACUUGCAGUUAUCGGACAAAUGUUUUAAUUAUUUCAUUUUAUUUUUAUUAUUAUUAUUAUUAUUAUUAUUAUUAUCAUUUAUUAUUCACUUAUCAUUGAUAGAUUGGUAUUUUUACAACAUUUAUUACUGUUGAGAGGAUUAUUUUACGAAAAAAAAAAUUACUUUGCAUUAGUAUAGUGAAAUUAUUAUUUGAAUUUAAAUGUCAAUCUUUGAUUUAUAAAAAUGAUACGAUAUUUUUAAAUUGAGAUAGAUUUAGUAUACGAUAAAACUGUAGAUAUGAUAUUGUUCUCCAUAUCGAUUCAGUGAGACUGGAUUGUAUAAUUAAUAUUGUAAUAAUAUUAAUAAUAAUUAUAAUUAUAACUAUAUUAUUUUUUUUAAUAUUUAAGAUAUUACCGAAUCGCUGCCUCAUCAAAUCUAUAAACUAUUGAAUUACGAAUAUUGUUUUUUACUCAGUCUGAAUAAUGAUGACGGCUUCAUGUAGUGAUUUUUACUUUAAAAAUUUAACAGAGUUUAUUCAUUUUAUUAGAAUUUAAUAAUAAUAAUUGUAGUUAAUAUUAUGCAGCUUAAA